UGUAGUCCCCAGAAAAUUCCACCGCAUAUUCGAGAGAGAAUGAUAGUGAAAAUAGUUUUGACUUUGUGAACUCCCUUAGGGUCUCCUGAACCGUGGAAAGCCUAGUUUGAGAAUCUCUGGCCUGGUGUUUAAGGUCACAGCUCAGGAAUACAGUUCUGCAUACUAGCUGGGGCAAAGUGAGUGAAUAUUUCUGGCCCUCAGCUUGCCCCGCCAGGUGAUGUUAUCUGCUGCCUAAAUACCUGCAAUAAAACAAGACUAUUUCUAGUUAUUGCUGUAACUACCUACAGAUAUACAGGGCCUGGGGCUGACUUGUCUUCAACAUAUUUGUCUAGAUUAGAAUCUAGUUCAGGCAGGGAAGUGGCCCGCAGGCCUAGGUGGCGCCCUGGAGGUGGUGACCUGUUUUGUAUUGGGUUUUGAGGGACGAGAAGAGUAGUGCAUUGAAGGAAGGGCAUUUUGGUCAUGUUAAGAAAAACGUCGCUCCCAAGGUAAGGGACCCGGGGUUCCUAGCAGACCACGGACCAGAGAAGACCGGGAACCUUUGUGUGCCUUUGGGCACUCCGCAGUAUAUCCUCGUUCACCCAGGAGAACUCUGCCUCCACAUUCCAAACAACCGCUUGCCUGGACUCAACAUGGCGUUAGAAUCCCACAAAACACCUUUGUCUUUAAAACAGCUCCCUGCCUAUUCACUGAUCGCAGAGACCCCGCCCUCGGUCCAAGGCAGUCUAACCCUUGGACGCGCCUCACCGCGGGUGUCCGUUUCCAAUAACGUAAUAGACCCUCCGCGGAGUAGGGGGCUCCCUUUCCGUUUCCGGGCCCAGAAUCCGGAAGUGGCGGUUGAGGGGCCACUUCCUAUCUCCCACUGAGGGGGCUGAGGAGAGGGCGAGCGGCGAUGGCGGCGGUCGGAGGGAGCUCGCCUCCUGAGGCUAAAGAUAGAGAGCCCCAGCGCGAAGCCAUGCCAGACCCGGACAGCCAGUGGGGCUACAUCGAGAAUAGCGACACUGGGCGGGCGCGUCGAAUGCGGGGCGGCGAAAGCUGGUUCCUUGUGGAUCAGGACUGGUACAAACAGUGGGAAGUGUACGUGCGGGAAGGAGACGAAGACCCCAGCACCAUCCCUGGCUGUAUCAAUAAUGCUAAACUCUUUCAAGACAACAUAAACUGGCAACUCAAGAAGGGACUGGUGGAAGGUGAGGACUAUGUGCUGCUCUCUACCACUGCUUGGCAGCUCCUGGUCAGCUGGUAUGGCCUAGAGCAUGGCCAACCGCCCAUUGAACGCAAGGUUGUAGAUUGGCGUGGCAACUGUGAGGUCGAAGUGUACCCAGUAGAACUGCUGCUUGCCCAGCACAGUGAUAUGGACAAAACUCACACCGCUGAAUUCAGCCAAACAGAUUCCAUUGACCUAGUUUUGCGUACUGCUCAAGAACAGUUCGUGGUGAGCCCCCAGGAAGAGACACGGCUUUGGGUCAAGAACGCAGAGGGCUCCUUUGAGAGAUUGUGCAACACACGUGUGUCACUGCGCGCCGCUUCUCUCAAGUCCGGGCAGUUGGUCGUCAUGGAGACCCGAAGCAAGGAUGGCACCUGGCCCAGCCAACAGACACGCGCUGCGAGCAGCGCGACAAAGGAGGAGGAGGAAUUCCACGGCCAGCCAGGCAUCUGUGGUCUCACCAACCUGGGCAACACGUGCUUCAUGAACUCGGCCCUGCAGUGCCUCAGCAAUGUGCCCCAGCUCACCGAGUACUUCCUCAAAAACCGCUACCUGGAUGAGCUCAACUUCUGCAACCCGCUGGGCAUGAAGGGUGAGAUUGCAGAGGCCUAUGCGGAUCUGGUGAAGCAGGCCUGGUCCGGCCGCCACCGCUCCAUUGUGCCCAAUGUGUUCAAGACCAAGGUCGGCCACUUUGCAUCCCAGUUUCUGGGCUACCAGCAGCAUGACUCGCAGGAGCUGCUAUCAUUCCUUCUGGAUGGGCUACAUGAGGACCUCAAUCGUGUCAAGAAGAAGGAGUACGUGGAGCAGUGUGAUGCCGCUGGGCGGCCUGAUCAAGAGGUCGCUGUGGAGGCCUGGCAGAACCACAAACGGCGGAACGAUUCUGUGAUUGUGGACACUUUCCACGGGCUCUUCAAGUCCACGCUGGUGUGCCCUGAUUGUGGCAACGUAUCUGUGACCUUUGACCCCUUCUGCUACCUCAGUGUCCCACUGCCUGUCAGCCACAAGAGGGUCAUGGAGGUCUUCUUUGUCUCUAUGGACCCCCGCCGCAAGCCAGAACAGCACCGGCUCGUGGUCCCCAAGAAAGGCAAAAUCUCGGACUUGUGCAUGGCCCUGGCCAAGCACACUGGUGUCUCACCGGAAAGAAUGAUGGUAGCCGAUGUGUUCAGUCACCGCUUUUAUAAGAUCUUCCAGCUGGAUGAGUCUCUGAGUACCAUCUUGGAUCGAGACGAUAUAUUCAUAUACGAGGUGUCAGGCAGGUCUUCUAUCACGGACAACACCAGGGAAGACGUCGUGAUCCCCAUCUACCUGCGAGAACGUACCCCAGCCCGUGACUACAACUCCUCCUACUAUGGCCUCAUGCUCUUCGGACACCCGCUUCUGGUGUCUGUGCCCCGGGACCGCCUCUCCUGGGAUGCCCUGUACCACAUCCUGCUAUACCGCCUCUCACGCUAUGUGACCAAACCCAGCUCGGAUGAUGAGGAUGAUGGUGAUGAGAAAGCAGACGUGGAGGGUGGUAAGAACAUCCCCAAGCUUGGAAACGUGGCUGGGGGCAGUUCCCAAGACCCUGGGCCGGAGCAGGCUGGGCCCAGUUCUGGAGUCGCUAGUGGGAGCCGGGCCCCCACGGACAGCUCUCCUGGACCAUCACACUGGCCCCAGAGAACUCGGCGCAAGCACCUGUUCACCCUGCAAACGGUGAAUUCCAACGGGACCAGCGACCGUUCCAACUUUAACGAGGAUACUCAAGCCCAGCCCUAUAUCGCCAUCGACUGGGACCCAGAGAUGAAGAAGCGUUACUAUGACGAGGCGGAAGCUGAGGGCUACGUCAAGCAUGACUGCGUGGGGUAUGUGCUGAAGAAGGCUCCUGUGCGACUGCAGGAAUGCAUUGAGCUCUUCACCACCAUGGAGACCCUGGAGAAGGAGAACCCCUGGUACUGCCCCAACUGCAAGCAGCACCAGCUGGCCACCAAGAAGCUGGACCUGUGGACACUGCCUGAGACACUCAUUAUACACCUGAAGCGCUUCUCCUACACCAAGUUCUCCCGAGAGAAGCUGGACACCCUUGUGGAGUUUCCUAUUCGGGACUUGGACUUCUCUGAGUUUGUCAUCAAGCCACAGGACGAGUCAGCCCCAGAGCUGUACAAAUACGAUCUCAUUGCCGUGUCCAACCAUUAUGGCGGCCUGCGUGAUGGACACUACACGACAUUCGCCUGCAACAAGGACAGUGGACAGUGGCACUACUUUGAUGACAACAGCGUCUCACCUGUGACCGAGAAUCAGAUUGAGUCCAAGGCCGCCUAUGUCCUCUUCUAUCAACGCCAGGACGUGGCAAGUCGUCUGAAAACCAAGACCCAGCCUAGCCAAUCUAACCCCCCAGAACCUCCUGCCUAUGACCCCGUAUCUGAGUCCAUGGAUGUAAACUGAACAACCUCGGGCCUGCAGCAGGAAAGGAAGCUCUCUCUGCUCUCUUCCUUCUCCCCUCCACCCCUGCCCUCUUAACCAUGUAGGUGCCCCGUGCCAGGCAUCACAGGCUUAGUUGUGGCUACUGUUUUCUUGUGCGCCAUAUUGCUCUUUCCCGGGAAGAAGAGGUUGUGUGUCCUCCCGGCAGUGUGUUUCUGCCUGUGUUGCCCCCUUAGAGCAUUAACCUUCCCUUCUCUCCUCUCCUGUAUUUAUGGUUCUCCUUCCUGUGUUGUUAAUCUGGGGUGUACUGAAGGGUGGUGGUGGUACACCUCAGCACAGAGUGUAUUUUCUUAUUGAGACCCUGUACUUUGCGCUGUGUAUAUAUAAAGUGCCAGUGUGUCCCUCGGCA
Myotis daubentonii (Daubenton's bat) is the source of this 4007-nucleotide messenger RNA. It is a transcript of the gene USP11, whose product is annotated as ubiquitin specific peptidase 11. NCBI's taxonomy places the organism in Eukaryota, Metazoa, Chordata, Mammalia, Chiroptera, Vespertilionidae. Gene Ontology annotation, biological process: protein deubiquitination. The record is from RefSeq and is a predicted model, not a curated record. Gene Ontology annotation, molecular function: cysteine-type deubiquitinase activity. Gene Ontology annotation, cellular component: nucleus.